AUGGAAGGCCUCAAGAAGACAUUUGCCCACUGCAAAGCGCAGGGCCGGGCUGCACUGGUCACUUAUGUGACUGCUGGCUUCCCCAAGCCCGAGCAUACCGCAGAUGUCCUGCUGGCCAUGGAGAAGGGAGGAGCUGAUGUUCUCGAGCUUGGUGUGCCCUUUUCUGACCCAAUCGCCGACGGCCCGACUAUUCAGACCUCGAACACUGUCGCCCUCAAGAAUGGCGUUACGAUCGAAUCGACCUUGCAGAUGGUCCGCGAUGCCCGGAAACGCGGACUGAAGGCCCCAGUGCUGCUGAUGGGCUACUACAACCCUCUGCUUGCCUACGGCGAGGACAACCUCCUGCGCGACUGCACCGACGCCGGCGUCAAUGGCUUCAUUGUCGUCGAUCUACCCCCCGAGGAGGCCGUGUCCUUCCGCAAGCUGUGCACCAAGGGCGGACUGUCUUACGUCCCCCUGAUUGCUCCCGCUACCUCUGAUGCCCGUAUGCGCAUUCUUUGCCAGCUCGCCGACUCGUUCAUCUACGUCGUCUCCCGCCAGGGUGUCACUGGCGCCCUUGGCACUCUCAAUGCCCACCUUCCAGAGCUCGUUGCUCGUGUCAAGAAAUACUCUGGCGACAAGCCCGCCGCCGUCGGCUUUGGUGUUUCCACCAGAGAGCACUUCCAGAGCGUCGCCCAGAUUGCAGAUGGUGUUGUCGUUGGCAGCAUGCUUGUCACUACACUACAGAAGGCACCCCAGGGAGGCGAGGCCAAGGCUGUCCAGGAGUACUGCUCAUACCUCUGCGGCCGUACCCCCGAGGAGAAUCUCACAAGAGAAGUCGGUGUUGUGGAGGCCAUCUCGGCCGCGCGGGAGCCCAACGGUGAGGCUACUCCAAGCGCCGUCAUCACCAACGGUGAUGUGCGCGGUGACGAUUCUGCUCUAGUAGCAGAGCUGUCGGCUCUACAUGGCAAGAUCCCCGAUCGUUUCGGCGAGUUUGGUGGUCAAUUCGUCCCCGAGUCGCUCAUGGACUGCUUGUCAGAGUUAGAAGAGGGCUUCAACAAGAUCAAGGAUGACCCUGAGUUCUGGGAAGAGUAUAGAUCAUACUAUGAUUACAUUGGUCGGCCGGGACAUCUUCAUCUAGCUGAGCGCUUGACGGAGUAUGCUGGCGGUGCCAAGAUCUGGUUGAAGAGAGAAGACUUGAAUCACACUGGAUCUCAUAAGAUCAAUAACGCAUUGGGUCAGAUUUUGCUAGCGAGAAGACUCGGAAAGACAAAGAUCAUCGCUGAGACAGGUGCUGGUCAGCACGGUGUGGCUACCGCUACUGUCUGUGCCAAGUUCGGCAUGGAGUGCACAGUCUACAUGGGCGCUGAGGAUGUUCGUCGUCAAGCCCUUAACGUCUUCCGCAUGAAGCUGCUUGGUGCGAAGGUUGUCGCUGUUGAGGCCGGCACCCAGACUCUUCGUGAUGCUGUCAACGAAGCCAUGCGUGCCUGGGUGGUGCUUCUCGAGGACACUCACUACAUCAUUGGCUCUGCUAUCGGCCCUCAUCCCUUCCCGACCAUCGUUCGUACGUUCCAGUCUGUCAUCGGAAACGAGACAAAGGCGCAGAUGCUCGAGAAGCGAGGCAAGCUCCCUGAUGCGGUUGUCGCUUGCGUUGGUGGUGGUAGCAAUGCUGUGGGCAUGUUCUACCCCUUCAGCAAAGACCCCUCUGUCAAGCUUCUCGGUGUGGAGGCUGGCGGUGAUGGUGUCGAGACUAUGCGUCACUCGGCUACUCUCACGGGCGGUUCGAAGGGUGUGCUCCACGGCGUGAGAACCUACGUUCUCCAGAACGAGCACGGCCAGAUCCAGGAUACGCACUCCGUAUCGGCAGGUCUCGACUACCCCGGCGUCGGACCCGAGCUGUCGCAGUGGAAGGACAGCGAGCGGGCCAAGUUCAUCGCCGCCACUGAUGCACAGGCCUUCCAAGGCUUCCGUCUGAUCAGCGAGCUGGAGGGUAUCAUCCCUGCGCUGGAGUCCGCUCACGGUAUCUACGGUGCCCUUGAAUUGGCCAAGACAAUGACGCCUGACCAGGACAUUGUCAUCUGUCUCAGCGGCCGUGGAGACAAAGACGUCCAGAGCGUCGCCGAUGAGCUGCCUAGACUUGGGCCCCAGAUUGGCUGGGACCUGAGAUUCUAG
Molecule: messenger RNA, 2151 nt
Organism: Phaeoacremonium minimum UCRPA7
Lineage: Eukaryota; Fungi; Ascomycota; Sordariomycetes; Togniniales; Togniniaceae
Product: putative tryptophan synthase protein
Exons: 5
Coding region: 1-2151 (716 amino acids)
Biological process (GO): L-tryptophan biosynthetic process
Cellular component (GO): cytoplasm
Molecular function (GO): tryptophan synthase activity
Source: RefSeq, a predicted model, not a curated record